UUUCAGGGCAUAAUUAUUUUUGUAAGAAAUUUGUGUUAUCACUAUAUUUGGUCUAAUUGGGAUCUGGAUACGCCUAUGCACUUCCUGCAGUCAACAAAAGAAGAACAGCUGCAUUUACAGAUACGCUUAUUGAUUGUUCCUAAUCCACUUGAGUAAUAUGUCUGAUGCUCUCGCAAAUGCAAUAUGUGAACGCUGCCAGGCUCGAUUUGAUCCUGCAGAGAAGAUUGUCAACAGCAAUGGGGAACUUUAUCAUGAAAAUUGCUUUGUCUGUGCUCAGUGUUUCCGUCAGUUCCCAGAUGGACUAUUUUAUGAGUUUGAAGGUCGGAAGUACUGUGAACAUGACUUUCAGAUGCUGUUUGCUCCUUGCUGUGGGGAAUGUGGUGAGUUCAUUAUUGGGCGUGUUAUCAAGGCAAUGAACAACAACUGGCACCCAGAAUGUUUCCGCUGUGAGCUCUGCGAUGUAGCACUUGCUGACCUGGGUUUUGUGAGGAAUGCUGGCAGGCAUCUGUGCAGGCCAUGCCAUAACCGUGAAAAAGCUAAGGGACUGGGCAAAUACAUCUGUCAGAAGUGCCACCUGAUAAUUGAGGAGCAGCCUCUGAUGUUUCGGAAUGAUUCCUACCAUCCGGAUCACUUCAACUGCACCCACUGUGGGAAGGAGCUGACUGCUGAGGCCCGGGAGCUGAAGGGAGAACUGUACUGCCUGCCCUGCCAUGACAAGAUGGGAAUCCCUAUCUGUGGAGCCUGCCGCAGGCCCAUUGAGGGACGAGUGGUCAAUGCCCUGGGAAAGCAAUGGCAUGUUGAGCAUUUUGUUUGUGCCAAAUGUGAGAAGCCAUUCUUGGGUCACCGACACUAUGAGAAAAAAGGACUGGCUUAUUGUGAAACCCACUAUAACCAGCUCUUUGGAGAUGUCUGCUACAACUGCAGCCACGUGAUAGAGGGAGAUGUGGUAUCAGCUCUUAACAAGGCCUGGUGUGUGAACUGCUUCUCCUGCUCCACCUGCAACAUCAAGCUUACACUGAAGAAUAAGUUUGUGGAGUUUGACAUGAAGCCUGUAUGCAAGAAGUGCUAUGAGAAAUUCCCUCUGGAACUGAAGAAACGCCUGAAGAAAUUGUCAGAGCUGACAUCCAAGAAGGCACAACCGAAAGCUCUGGAUUUAAACUCUGCUUAAACAGGUCUGUCAGUCUACUGACUGCACUCUUACAGUCAUAAGCUGCUGUGAGCAGCAGCUGUUGAUUACAGAGGCAAUUACUAACAAGUGAAACCAAAGAUAAGUAGUACCUUCCCCUUCUUCUGGUAAUGUAGCUUUCAUGUUGACUAUCCCUUUUCUCAAGCUGUUAUCUAUUAACACUGGCAGAAAGAGAAAUAUGAUUUCUGCUUGAGCAGUUUACAGGCUGGUUAUUAAUUUUCUAAUAACAACUUAUUCUGCCUUGUGAAUUGUACACAGUCUUUCCUUUCUCAGCUGAACUGUAGUUCUCUCCAGUCCUCCAUAGUCUAUUCCAUAGAAUUUGGAAACAGCGGUUAAGUGUAGGGAUGGAAGAAAUGUAUGAUUUGCUGUUUUUCAGUUGAAGUAUAAACAUUUCUAGCCCUAGGUGAAGACAUUUAACAUGUAGACAAAUAUUCUGAAAGAUGUCACUCUUUGCUACAUGCAGAAUGUUCUGAUCUUUCUCCAGAUUCUUACUGAGCAUAUAUGGAUGCUCUGCAGUCCUUCUGGUUUGCAGGUUUACCGGGAAAGCCCAGGAAGCAAUAGUUAUGGCAUCUAUGCUGCUCACUUGUCUAACUUAGGUCCAGUAUUAAGGCAGCUGAAGAAGUUUGCUUUGCUGCUUCGCUGCUCGGUACUAAGGAGAUCUCAGUUGUCAAGGCCUUACCAGCCUCUCCAGGAUAGUUAGGCUCUCCUUAAUGAGGAGGUUGCUAUGGUGAAAGAAAGAUUUUUGUUAGAAACUGACACUAUAAAUUUUCUUCAUUUGUUCUCUACUACUACAUGGGAGCUUCUAAUGGUCAACACAAAGUAUGUCCUCUCCACUGGCACAGCUGACAUUUCUUGAGGCGGUGUGGCUGGAGCCUCGGUUAUUCAUUUGCAUGAUGAAAUCAAAUUGGUAAUAUGGUGUCAAGCACUUCAAUUUCCCUGUCCUUCUCACUUCAUUUGAAAGAUGAGGGCACACUUGUUGGUCAUGCUUCAGAGAGCCUAAUUACAUUAAGGGGUAUCUGAUAUUUAUGGCUUGUAGCAAAUGUGGUCCUAUGCAGGAAAAAAAAACCCAGGACAUAUUUCUCUUAAAAAGUUCACCCAAAUAAGAGGUUUCUAUCACCUUUCUUAUUAAGACUUGAGUGUACUUAAAGAGAGGAUCUCAGACAUGAAUCUGUACAUCUUAACCUAUAGUUCCGCUGUGUAGUUUUGCCUAUUCACUAGUGAAGUUUCUAGAUCCUGUCUCUGCUAUAAAAAUUGUGUGAAAUUUACUGGGUUUGAACAUCCUUGAUAUUUCUUCAGGGGUGAGCCAUCAGCAGUGCUGUUCCUGAGUUCAUUUGGGUGUUCUAUAAUCAUGGGGAGCUUCUGAGACCUCCGUAGGUGUCCUCCAUAGUUCCUAGUCCUGAACUAAGCUGAGCAGCCUGAAUAGUUGAAGUCUCUGCCUGCCCUUUUACAAGGUCAACAGGAUGAAAGGCACUGGAGGACUGCUGUCCCUUGCAUGAUUUAAAUCUUCCAAGAAGCGGCUAUUUUAGUAGGUCAAAUGAACACAACAGUUGGGCCUAGCCACCAACCUGCAGUCCCAAGAGAAUUAGCUAGCAAGAAGUUAGAACUUCCUCACUUCUUGCAUGUGUGAGAAGCAACUAGAUUGGGGCAAUAAUCUACCUUAAAGUUGCCCUCACUGCCAUCACACCUUGCCCAAAAUAUAUCUAAAUUAGGUAAUAGCUAAAGCAUUGACAGCUGUUCACACACUUGCUGUAGCUACUACCCAUGAAAUUGCACCAGUGAUACCACAGCAGUGGUGGGAAAUCCUUGUUAACUCUGUGCAGGUAAGAAUCCCUCAUGUGAGACCAUCUCUUAGAUACUUAAUGGCUUUGCUAAUUCAGAUUCCUUCAGCCGCUUUGCUUUUUGGUGCCAUAACCUACCAUAAACUUUCAAAUGGGAUAUACUGCAUCUGCUAUAACACUGAUGAGGGGACAGGCCUAAUCCUAACAGUAGAACUCUUCAUCCUCUUCUGAACAAUAUACACUGUAGCUUACAAUAAUAGUAGCUGCUUUUGUCACUGCUUUAGGAGACCAUGUGAGUAGUCACUUUUCUCUCACCAGCCUUUAAAUAGUCUGUAGUUAAGGGCACAAAGAGCAGCAUGUCUUUUGGUGCAGUAGUAUGUGGCCACUGCAAAGAAUCUAGGUUCAGUUCAGUAUGCUAUGCAGAGUCUUCUCAGCAUGAAGCAUUCAGGUCUGUUCCUAUAACUUUAGUCACAGGGCAUGUCUAAUCCUAAAUCUGAGCAGCUGUGUAUCUUCAGCCUUCUGGAAAGAUGUGGAUGAAUACAUAGCCAAGUAGCUACUGGUAAAUAUGGAAAGACUAUGUAACUAGCAGGCAAUAGGUAAUAUUCUUUCAGUGGCCACUUUCAAGUUCAGCAAUGGAAAAUGCAUGUAUGUAGAGGUGAAUGGAAUUACUUUUGUACUGUAAGUAGAGGUAGAGUGUGUACUCUCACUUUGUCUCAUAUUUGCAACUCAGACCUAAUAAGCUUCAGUGUUCAAAGUAUAGCUGAUACUGUCUUUGAUGAGCUGUUGGUUAUCUAACAUUUGGAUUAAGUCCUUAUCUUUAGAGCAUUUCCCAAAUUACUGGAGGGAAAAAUAUCCCUGACCUCUGUAUUAGCGGAGGGUGAUGUUCCCUUAGUAUUUCUUAAAUUAGUAAUGUUUCACCAUUAUUUUUCUUAUAUUUCUGCUGCCCAUAGCCUACAAUGUGCAGAGUUAUGGGAGUGAGUAUUACUGACAUGUCUUUUGUGGGAUAGUGGAAUUGAAGGAGUUGGAAAAAUAACUAUAAAUAGUUUAAUAAAAGUACCUUCCCCUACUUCAAGUCCACUUCCUAAAAACUAAGUAGAAUAUAGUGCAGACUUAAGACUUUCCUUAAUGUGUUGCUAGGAUAACAGGUUUGUUGGUUGUCAGUUUGUUUGUUGGUUGGUUUUGGGGUAUUUUAAAAGUUAAGGGCUUGGUCAGAAACAAGCUGCAUGUUUUUUUCCAUUGCUGUGAAUAGACAUGCUGGCCAAAUUCAUCCUAAGUAUCACACCACUGGAGAGUGUAGAUUUACAUCAAGGUUGAACUUGGCUCAGAAGUCUACGCUUACCAAAAGCUGUUGUCUCAUUAUAUACAUCUAUACUUUACAUUCAUAUUUAUACAUACUGAAUUAAAAUCACUAAUAUUCACUGAAUACACUUGAAAUGGUUUUGCUGUUAGAAACCACACUAUGUGAAGCUUGUUUGUAUUCAAAGGGUAUGUUAAUCACAGUCUUUUUACAGCAACCAAAUCUACUCUAUAGGGUUUGCAUCCUGGUGUUUAUUUUUACAGCAGUCUGUGCAAUGUAGGCAAAUACUGUUCAACCUGUGCAGAGUUUCUAGAUGGUGUGUGUUUUGUAUUGUGAUGUGAUUGACACCUUUUUAAAAGUGGUUGGAUGGUGAAGGAAUAGGUUGCAGGCAAACAUAAUAAAUGUAGUUGCACUAGUCUGUAAAGCACUGUUAAGUGCUGAGGAUGGUAUAGACCUAGUAAAAAAAUUAGCAGCUACUUGCUGCUCAGGCUGUUCAGGCCUUGAUGAGCAGUGUGGAUUCUGCACUGUGUGGAGCUCUGUCGCACAUUGCCUGUGCUAACCAAAACGUGAUUGUGGAUUCAAAUGUUGUAACACUGUCUCUUUUUAUGUUUCUAUAAUAAAGUUAACUGUAACACAUUUUAAA
This is a messenger RNA of Pezoporus flaviventris, 4904 nucleotides long. It is a transcript of the gene LIMS2, whose product is annotated as LIM zinc finger domain containing 2. Gene Ontology annotation, biological process: positive regulation of substrate adhesion-dependent cell spreading; cell-cell junction organization; cell-cell adhesion. The coding region runs from base 158 to 1168 and encodes 336 amino acids. The record is from RefSeq and is a predicted model, not a curated record. The transcript has 10 exons. Gene Ontology annotation, cellular component: focal adhesion; cytoplasm; cell-cell junction. NCBI's taxonomy places the organism in Eukaryota, Metazoa, Chordata, Aves, Psittaciformes, Psittacidae.